This is a messenger RNA of Dermacentor albipictus, 1176 nucleotides long. The record is from RefSeq and is a predicted model, not a curated record. Lineage: Eukaryota; Metazoa; Arthropoda; Arachnida; Ixodida; Ixodidae.
AUGGUAGACAGCCAAGGGUUCGGUGACAACGAUGGACCGGCCUUUGGCAAGAGCUCGCAAGUUGGUCUCGACUUCUGGCUCAACAAUGAGCCACUGAGGAAUGAGACGGACCGCUACUCAACCACCUUGUUCGGCGAGCAAGCUAUAAGGUUGAUCAAGGCGCGCGACCCAAAUAAGCCGUUCUUCCUCUCCCUGUGUUACCAAGCACCUCAUGGAGGCUCACCAGUAGAACUCCAGGCGCCAAGCGAGAACGUCGACAAAUUCCCGUACAUUGGGGAAAAGAAUCGAACGAUAUACGCAGGGAUGGUGGACGCGAUGGACCAGUCCGUGGGCGACGUCCUCGAGGCUCUGCAGCAGGAGCGCAUGCUGGACAACUCGGUUAUAGUGUUCAGCAGCGACAACGGAGGCUUGCCCUGGGGACUACACGCCAGCCGUGGCUUCAACUGGCCGCUACGGGGCGCCAAGGGCACCCUGUGGGAAGGGGCCACGCGGGCAGCCGCGUUCCUCUGGUCGCCCCUAGUCACCCGUAAUCGCAGGGUCUCGCACCAGCUCAUGCACAUCGUCGACUGGCUUCCCACGCUCUACCGGGCCGCCGGCGGAGACCCGUCGAAAAUGAGGCGCCUCGACGGCCGUGACAUGUGGCUGCAGCUGUGCGCCGACCUGCCCUCCCCGCGGGUCGAGCUGCUCUACAACAUCGACCCCGUGGGCGACACGGCGGCACUGCGCUACCGCGACUACAAGCUGGUGCUGGGCGUCUCGGCGCAUGGACUCUACGACCAGCGGUUCCUGACGCCCGGCGGCUCUCGGCCCUACGCGGACCUGGACCGCCUGAUGGCCCAGUCUAAGGCGGCCCGCGUGUUGAGGGACUUCUACAACACGGGCGCGUUCCUCUUUCCCAGCCAGUGGCGCCAGAGGGCCACGCUCACCUGCGGCCCGCAGGAGAGCUCCAACUUCGUGGGCGGCGAUCCGCCCUACCUGUUCGACCUGUCCAAGGACCCUUGCGAGAUGCACAAUCUGGCACCCGACAACCGAGAGCUGCUGUCCGUGCUAAUUCGGAAGCUCGCGAGCUACGCAAUCACGUCGGUGGCGCCACGCAACAAGCCCGCAGACCCGAGGUCCUACCCACAGUACCACAACGGCACCUGGGCGCCUUGGGUGAACGUCGCCUCCAUGUAG